Messenger RNA from Lemur catta (Ring-tailed lemur), 2378 nucleotides. RefSeq names its product syndecan 2 (gene SDC2). The record is from RefSeq and is a predicted model, not a curated record. The coding region runs from base 661 to 1266 and encodes 201 amino acids. Gene Ontology annotation, biological process: dendrite morphogenesis; cell migration. Lineage: Eukaryota; Metazoa; Chordata; Mammalia; Primates; Lemuridae. The transcript has 5 exons. Gene Ontology annotation, cellular component: membrane; cell surface.
GCCGCCUCCUCUCCCCCAGUCGCCCGGUGGAGCCCGGAGUAGCAGGCUCGGGUGGGAGGAGGGAGGGAGCCGCCGGAGGAAAAGAGGAGGAGGAGGCGGAGGAGGCGGAGGACCCGGGGAGGGAGGCGGCGGCGCGGGAGGAGGAGGAGGGGCGCAGCCGGGGAGCCACUAGCCCCGCUCGGACGCGCUUCUCUCCAGAUACUCCCGGAGCUCCAGCCGCGCGGAUCGCGCGCCCCCACCGCUCUGCCCCCAAACUUCUGCUGCAGCUCCAUUUCAAGCCAUCGAAUUUAUUCCUUAAAAUCAGAAACUGAACCGCGACACGGGGAAGGAGUCCGUGGAGGAGUAAAACCACAGCAGAGCAAGAAGAGCUCCAGCGAGCAGCCUCCCCGGAGCCCCAACUCCGUGUCGGGAGUGCAGAAACCAACAAGUGAGAAGGCGCCACGUUCCCCGGGCGCAGCCGCGGGCGGCGGGAGCAGGCGCAGGAGGAGGAAGCGAGCGCCCCCGAGCCCCCAGCCCGAGCCCCCGAGCCCGAGCCGCAGUCGCUGCGGUCACCCCGCUCGGGAUUCCUCUGCGCGUGCCGCGCCGAGCGCUAGGCAGGAGGCUUCGUUUCACCCUCGUUGCGAGCAAGCGGCGGCUGGGAGCAGCCGGUCCCUGGGGAAUAUGCGGUGCGCGUGGAUCCUGCUCACCUUGGGCUUGGUGGCCUGCGUGUCGGCGGAGUCGAGAGCAGAGCUGACGUCUGAUAAAGACAUGUACCUUGACAACAGCUCCAUUGAAGACGCUUCGGGAGUGUAUCCUAUUGACGAUGACGACUAUGCUUCUGCGUCUGGCUCAGGAGCUGAUGAGGAUGUAGAGAGUCCAGAGCUGACAACAUCUCGACCAAUUCCAAAGAUACCGUUCACUAGUGCUGCUCCAAAAGUGGAAACCGUAACACUGAAUAUACAGAACAAGAUACCUGCUCAGACGAAGUCACCUGAAGAAAUUGAUAAAGAGAAAGUUCAUCUCUCUGACUCAGAAAGGAAAAUAGACCCAGCUGAAGAGGAUACAAAUGUGUAUACUGAGAAACACUCAGACAAUCUGUUUAAACGAACAGAAGUCCUAGCAGCUGUCAUUGCUGGCGGAGUUAUCGGCUUUCUCUUUGCAAUUUUCCUUAUCCUGCUGUUGGUGUAUCGUAUGAGGAAGAAGGAUGAAGGAAGCUAUGACCUUGGAGAACGCAAACCAUCUAGUGCUGCUUAUCAGAAGGCACCUACUAAGGAGUUUUAUGCGUAAAACUCCAACUUAGUGUCUCUAUUUAUGAGAUCACUGAACUUUUCAAAAUAAAGCUUUUGCGUAGAAUAAUGAAGAUCUUUGUUUUUUGUUUUUUUUUUUUCAUUAAAGAGCCAUUCUGGCACUUUAAUGAUAAAAAUACCAGUGUAUUUAAAACUUUUCCUGUAUUUCUUUAGAACAACAUAAAAUUAAAAUUUAACAUCUGCAGUGUUCUGUGAAUAGCAGUGGCAAAAUAUUAUGUUAUGAAAACCCUUGAUGUUCAUGGAAUUGGUUUAAACUUUUAUGCGCAAAUACGAAAUGAUUGUUUUCAUCCUACAGUUCAAAGAUGAAAGCUGUUUCAUUUGUGUCAGCAUGUCUCAGAUUGACCUUGCCAAGUUGGUCUUACUUUGUUAAUUUAUCUGUUGUCUCCCUCUUCUCCUCUGCCCUCCCCUCUUCUGCCCUUAAAAACAAAACCAAACCCUAUGCCUUUUGUAGCUGUCAUGGUGCAAUUUGUCUUUGGAAUAAUUCAGAUAAUGGUAAUUUAGUGUAUAUGUGAUUUUCAAAUAUGUAAACUUUAACCUCCACUUUGUAUAAAUUUUUAAGUGUCAGACUAUCCAUUUUACACUUGCUUUAUUUUUCAUUACCUGUAGCUUUGGGCAGAUUUGCAACAGCAAAUUAAUGUGUAAAAUUGGAUUAUUACUACAAAACUGUUUAGUCAUAUCUGUCUAAUCAGAUCUUCUUUUGGGAGGAUUUGAUGUGAGUUAUUGACAAGCCUCAGCAAACCCAAAGAUGCUAACAGUAUUUUAAGAAGUUGCUGCAGAUUCCUUUGGCCACUGUAUUUGUUAAUUUCUUGCAAUUUGAAGGUACGAAUAGGGGUUUAAAGAAAAAUCAGUUUUUGUUCUUAAAAAAUGCAUUUAAGUUGUAAACGUCUUUUUAAGCCUUUGAAGUGCCUAUGAUUCUAUGUAUCUCGUCGCAGACUGGUGUUAAUGAGUAUAUAUAACAGUUUUAAAAAAAGUUGGUAUUUUAUAAGCACAGACAAUUCUAAUGGUAACUUUUGUAGUCUUUACGAAUAGACAUAAAUUGUAAUUUGGGAACAUAAAAACUACUGAAUAAAUCAUGUGGCCUAAUAUUGAAAA